Bathycoccus prasinos is the source of this 1410-nucleotide messenger RNA. RefSeq lists its product with no specific name. The coding region runs from base 1 to 1410 and encodes 469 amino acids. Gene Ontology annotation, cellular component: endoplasmic reticulum. The record is from RefSeq and is a predicted model, not a curated record. The transcript has a single exon. NCBI's taxonomy places the organism in Eukaryota, Viridiplantae, Chlorophyta, Mamiellophyceae, Mamiellales, Bathycoccaceae. Gene Ontology annotation, molecular function: dol-P-Man:Man(5)GlcNAc(2)-PP-Dol alpha-1,3-mannosyltransferase activity.
AUGACGACGAGAGGGAAGACCUCUCCUCAAAUAAUGAUGAUUUCUCUCUUGUGCAUCUUCGAACUUGCGUUGAGUCUUUUGAUCAUAAAAUACGUCAGUUACACGGAAAUCGAUUGGAUCGCGUACGGGGAAGAAGUGGACGGAUUUUUCAAGUUCAAAGAGUACGAUUACAGAAAGCUAGGAGGACACACGGGACCUUUGGUGUAUCCAGCCGGAUUUGUCUACUGUUACGGCUUCAUACGAUGGAUUACAGGAGAAGAAGUGAGAAACGCGCAAGUUUUGUUUGCGUUUUUGUACGUGUUUAAUCAGUGGUUAGCGCUACGUAUUUUGCAAAGAAGUGGGAAAGUGCCGAUUGCGUUUUACGCGGCGACGUGUUUGAGUAAACGGAUGCACUCAAUAUUUACGCUGAGAAUGUUCAACGACGGCGUGUGCACAAUUUUCUGUCACUUGGCGGUGUUGGCGUUUAUGGACGGCGCAAAGAAGGAGAAGGAGAAGAAGGCGAAGAAGAUGACGAUAAAUAAUGGACGCGCGUGUUUGAGAGGUUUCGCGUGGCUUUCCGUGGCAACUUCGAUUAAGAUGAACGCGUUGUUGUACCUUCCACCGGCGCUCGUGCUUUUAGUCGGAUACGGACAGACCCUGUGGGAGAUACUUUUAUGCGUAAUAGUUUUCGUGGGCGUACAAGUCGCGUUAGCGCUGCCGUUUCUGUUGACGUUUCCGAAGAGUUAUCUGGCGAGAGCGUUUGAGCUGACGCGUGUGUUUACGUAUAAAUGGACGGUGAACUUUAAAUUUUUGAGCGAAGAUUGUUUCGUUUCGAAAGAAUUGGCGCAUGGAUUACUCUCGGUGCACGUCGCGGCGCUUUUCGUCGCCGCGCACAGAAAAUGGUUCCGGCGACGAAAUCUUCCUCCAGGAGCAAAGGAGCAAAGGUUCUUUUGGGAUUUCUUUGGAAACUUCUUUCGCAUCGCAAAGAGAGAUAUUUCGUCUGCGUUUCGUGGUAAAAGUAGUAGCAGUAGUAGUAGUACGAGAAGUAGAAGGAGUGGAAUAGAAAAUAGGAAUAGCGAAAAGAGUGGCUCAGAUGAUGAUAAUGACAAAGAGUUGGAAAGAAUAAAGUAUCCGAGUGAAAACGACGCGGCGCUGAUGUUGGCGCAAGGGAAUUUUAUUGGCGUUUUGUGCGCUCGGAGUCUGCACUAUCAGUUUUACUCGUGGUAUUUCAAUUUAUUACCGUUGAUUUUAUUCAAUCGGACGUCGUUGAUACAUCGUAAAGGUAAUAUUAAUAUGAUUUUCGAAUGCAUGAGGAACGGCGGCAUCAUGUUGUGUUUGGAGUAUUGUUGGAACAAGUACCCGAGCACGGCGUUUUCGAGUUUAUUGUUGCAAGCGACGCACGCGAUGAUUUACGCGACGUGCGUGUUGUAA